AUGCUUUCGCCAGGAGCACCUCUUAUUGUCACUCCUGCCGAAAACGCUUCGCCCGGUCCAGACGAACUGCUGGUCAGGAACCACGCCUGGGCGUUCAACCCCGCGGACUGGAAGGCACAAGCCUUUGGUCUGUAUGUCCAUUCAUAUUCAGCGGUGUUUGGCUGCGAUAUGGCUGGUGAGGUGGUAAAGGCGGGAAGUGGAAUCAGUAGAUUCCAGGUCGGCGACCGUAUCGCCGCCGUUCCACUCGGUGCCAUCACCCAGAAUCCACGCGAGCAAGCCUUUCAGACAUACACCAUCGUGCCAGCCUGCUGUGCCCUUGUGAUCCCACCACAGAUGUCCUGCGAAGACGCAGUCAAGCUUCCACUAGGUCUGUUUACCGCUGCUGCUGGGCUAUACGAGGAGCAGUAUCUCAACCUACCUUUGCCGAAAGCGACUCCUGUGCCAAGCGGUAAGACCUUACUGGUAUGUGCCGGCAGCUCAAAUGUCGGAUCUGCGGUCAUCCAGUUGGCGCUCGCGUCCGGGGUAGAAGUAUGUGCCACUGCGUCGAAGGAGAACGCUGAUUUGGUCAGAAGUAUGGGAGUGGAGCAUGUGUUCGAUCAUCAUGAUAACAAGGUCGUGGAUGAUGUAUCAGCUGCGCUCAGGGGCCGUGAUGUGGUUGGCGGUUUUGAUCCUAUAAGCAGCAACGCCACCAUUGUGCUGAUGGCCAAAAUCUUGAGCGGGAUCGGCAGUAGCAAGCUGGUCACAACCUUGCCAGUCAAGGAUACAUGGCCGCUUCCAAGCAGCGUUCAUGUCAAGCAAGGUAUAUCCCCCCUUACCGGGUAG
This is a messenger RNA of Recurvomyces mirabilis, 822 nucleotides long. RefSeq lists its product as uncharacterized. The transcript is spliced from 3 exons. The record is from RefSeq and is a predicted model, not a curated record. Gene Ontology annotation, molecular function: oxidoreductase activity, acting on NAD(P)H. Bases 1 to 822 code for a protein of 273 amino acids. NCBI's taxonomy places the organism in Eukaryota, Fungi, Ascomycota, Dothideomycetes, Mycosphaerellales, Teratosphaeriaceae.